AUGUGCCGCCCCACCACCUGUCCUACAUGCCAGAAAACUACCUGGAUGGGAUGUGGCCGUCAUGUUCCCUCCGUGAUGGACGCGAUCGAUGCCUCGCAGUGGUGCGAGUGUAAACCGCAGGUUGAGAAGGAGGGGAAGAUGUAUCCUCCUGGGCCGAAAUGA
Messenger RNA from Penicilliopsis zonata CBS 506.65, 162 nucleotides. RefSeq lists its product as hypothetical. The record is from RefSeq and is a predicted model, not a curated record. The coding region runs from base 1 to 162 and encodes 53 amino acids. The transcript is spliced from 2 exons. Lineage: Eukaryota; Fungi; Ascomycota; Eurotiomycetes; Eurotiales; Aspergillaceae.